Messenger RNA from Magallana angulata, 570 nucleotides. Its product is annotated as perlucin-like protein. The transcript has 7 exons. NCBI's taxonomy places the organism in Eukaryota, Metazoa, Mollusca, Bivalvia, Ostreida, Ostreidae. The coding region runs from base 1 to 570 and encodes 189 amino acids. Gene Ontology annotation, molecular function: signaling receptor activity. The record is from RefSeq and is a predicted model, not a curated record.
AUGGAGCAAACAGUUUUGGUUUGUGGACUAUUGAUGCUGGUGAUUGUGGGUGUAAGCGCUAAUAUAGAUGGCAGCUAUAGCACUGAAACAGCAAUAAAGUGCGAAAACGGCUGGGUGCCGUUUCAGAAGAACUGCUAUUAUUAUUCUCGCAACAGUAAAACAACAUUCAAAGACGCCGUGUUGAAUUGUAUCAAUCUUGGAGGCAGUCUUGUGGAAAUACGCAGCAAAUGGGAAGAGGAAUGGAUAGCCUUGCACAUUCGUGUCAGAGAAUAUGACGAAGGUGUAUGGCUAGGAUUUAAUGAUCUCCAGAACGAAGGGCAGUUCAUUGCAAUGUCUGACGCAAAAGAGCCUCUUUAUACAAACUGGGGAAGUACGGAACCUAACAACGGUUUACAUAAAGACGAACACUGCGUUAUGUACUGGCCAAAAUAUAAGUGUUGGAACGACUCUAACUGCACAAUGAAAGGUCAACUUCUGUGUAAACUAUGUGCAAAAUAUAAAGCCAACCUUAACCACGAGUUUGAUAAUAUUCAAAUUAUCAGACAUUGGCUAAUAUUAAUGCAGGAGUAA